Messenger RNA from Betta splendens (Siamese fighting fish), 5282 nucleotides. RefSeq lists its product as uncharacterized. Lineage: Eukaryota; Metazoa; Chordata; Actinopteri; Anabantiformes; Osphronemidae. Bases 544 to 4578 code for a protein of 1344 amino acids. Gene Ontology annotation, cellular component: neuron projection. Gene Ontology annotation, molecular function: protein binding. The transcript is spliced from 26 exons. The record is from RefSeq and is a predicted model, not a curated record.
GAUUUGUUGCAGAUCGAGUGCGCAGCUCCGCGCGGCGCUUCGCAUUCGGCCAAACUGACGCCGCAACCCGCACGCUGACAGAGAACAGGGGGCUUCUUCUGAACGUGGCCGGGAUUGACAGAGUUCUGGGCAUUUUUCCGUUAGUUUCACGAGAGCAGGGCGUCUUUGGAAAUAAGCGUGUGCGCGUACGUGCGUGUGCGCGUCACGAUGAAGUGAUGCUGCUGAGUUUAGUUACUGGGUUCCUCCGGGGCGGUGCUGCCGCCGCCGUCGUCGCCGCCGCUGCUGAUGCUGAUGCUGCUGAUGCUGCUGCCGUCGAAGCUUUGUGGGAGUGACAUCAAAGUUUUUUUUGGCUUCUGAUUUCACCCGCUUCAUUUAGUGCAGCUGAGGCUCGCGCUCCGCGCUCGCUCAGAGGAGCUGGUGCUUCAGUCCGUUCCGGGCGCUGCUUUAUGACUGCAGGUGUAAUUGAAUUGGCCAUCGGGCGCUGAGUGGACACAGCGGAGAGGCUGCAGACUCCAGAGGAUUUGGCACCGGGAGAGUGUGGAGAUGAACUUUGGAAAUUUACUUCUUGUCUCAUUCAUCGCCAUCACCUCAGGGUCCCGGCCAAGGUUUGAAGACAGCGCCCCCCGGAUUGUGGAGGACCCCUCGGAUCUGAUCGUCUCCAAGGGGGAGCCCGCCACCCUCAACUGCAAGGCGGAGGGCCGGCCCCCUCCCGGUAUCGAGUGGUACAAGGAUGGCGAGCGGGUGGAGACGGACCGGGACGACCCCCGGUCCCACCGCAUGCUGCUGCCCAGCGGCUCCCUCUUCUUCCUGCGCAUCGUGCACGGCCGGCGCAGCAAACCAGACGAGGGCGUCUACACAUGUGUGGCCCGCAACUACCUGGGAGAGGCCAUUAGUCGAAACGCUUCCCUGGAAGUCGCUAUACUGAGGGAUGAUUUCCGCCAGGCCCCCAGCGACGUGGUGGUCGCUGCCGGCGAGCCGGCCGUGCUGGAGUGCGUGCCUCCGCGAGGCCACCCCGAACCCAGCGUGUCCUGGAAACGCAACAACGUCCGAGUCAGCGCCAAGGACGAGCGGGUGUCUAUGCGUGGGGGAAAACUGAUGAUCUCUCACACUAGGAAGAGCGACGCUGGCAUGUACGUCUGUGUGGGCACCAAUAUGGUGGGAGAAAGGGACAGCGAUCCUGCGGAGCUGGUGGUGUACGAGCGACCCGUGCUGGUCCGACGGCCCGUCAACCAGGUGGUCAUGGAGGACGAAACCGUCGACUUCCUGUGCGAGGUCCACGGAGAUCCUGCGCCCACUGUGCGUUGGCGCAGGGAGGAAGGGGAGCUUCCCCGUGGGAGGUUCGAAAUCCGCAACGGCAACAACCUGCGUUUGUUCCGUGUGAAGGAGCAGGACGAAGGGACGUACACCUGCACGUCUGAGAACAGCGUGGGCAAAACGGAGGCGUCGGCCAUGCUGCAGGUCCACGUUCCACCUCAGAUUGCCUCAAAGCCCCGGGACCAGAUAGCCACCCAAGGGAGGAGCAUCACCUUUCAGUGCGGCACCACAGGAAACCCUCCACCCGCCAUCUUCUGGCAGAAGGAGGGCAGCCAGAUGCUGCUGUUCCCGGGUCAGCCGCCGUCGCAGUCGGGCCGUUACUCCGUCUCCAUGAGCGGAGAACUGACCAUCACCGACGUCCACCCCGAGGACUCGGGCUUCUACAUCUGUCAGGCCAUCAGCGUGGCGGGAAGCGUGCUGACCAAGGCGCUGCUGGAGGUGGAGGGAGGCCCCUCGGGUCGCGUCCCGCCGAUCAUUCGCCAGGGUCCAGCCAAUCAGACCGCGUCCCGGGGGGCAACGGCACGGCUGCACUGCCGCGUAAUCGGGGGUCCCUCGGUCAGGAUUACAUGGGAGAAGGAUGGAGAGAGCGUCCAGGGGAACGGGCCCCGGCUGACCUUGAUGGACAACGGCACUUUGCAAAUCGCAGAUGUGAAGGACACGGACUCGGGGAUGUACACGUGCGUGGCGUCCAGCGCCACGGGGGAGUCGAGCUGGAGCGGGAUGCUGGCGGUCAGAGAGGACGGAGUGUCUUCAACCAGCAGAGUGUCCGAGUUCAUCCAGCUCCCGGGACCUCCCCAGAAGCCCAUCGUGACGGAGGUGUCCAAAAACACCGUAACCCUCACCUGGCAGUCGAACCCCCACGAAGGCGGCGCCGCCGUCACCUCCUACAUCAUCGAAGCUUUCAGCCAGUCAGUGGGCAGCACCUGGCAGACCGUCGCUGACCACGUCAAGCAGGAGCGGCACACGGUGGUCGGCCUCUUCCCCAACACCGUUUACCUCUUCAUCGUCCGAGCCGUCAACUCCUACGGCCUCAGCGACCCCAGCCCCAUCUCAGAGCCCGUCAGGACCCAGGAUGGGAGUCCCACUGAGCAGGGCGUGGACCACAGGCAGGUGCAGAGGGAGCUGGGGGAGGUGUCCGUCUACCUGCAGAAGCCCGUGGUGCUCUCCCCCUCCAGCGCCAAGGUUUCCUGGACUGUCGCCCGUCGCUCCCAGUACGUUCAGGGCUACCGCCUGUUUUACCGCACCAUCGGCGGCUCCUGGUUGGUGCAGGAUGUGGAGGAGACGUCGGACCACAGCACCAUUUUAGUGGACCUGCACAGCAACACGGAGCACGAAGUCAAGAUACGGCCGUACUUUAACGAGCUGCAGGGACACGACAGCCUCAUGGUGCUGCUGCGAACGCCCGAGGAGGUGCUCAGUGCUCCUCCACAGGCCGUGUCAGUGGUGCAGCUCAGCAACAGCUCCAGCAUCAGCGUGUCCUGGGAGCCGCCGCCUCACAGCAUCCAGAGUGGGAUCAUCCGCGAGUACAAGGUCUGGUGUCUGGGCAGCAGCGUGGAGCAGGAGGACCAGAUCAACCGCACGGUGGAAGGGUCCGUCCUGUCCAUCCUGCUGACGGGCCUGGUGCCUGACGUCCACUACUCUGUCACGGUGGCUGCUGUCACCAGCCUGGGUGCGGGUGCCGAGAGCCCGCCUGUCAGCCUGCUCCUCGCCCCACCGAUGGACCACACCUCGGUGAAGAAGGGCCGUAACCUCAGCCUGUCGGAGCAGGUCGCCAGCGUGCUGCGCCAGCCCUCCUUCAUCGCGGGCCUGGGAGUGGCCGCCUGGUUGGCGCUGACGGGCUUCAGCGGCUGGUUGUACUGUCGCCACCGCAGGAGGAAGCAGCUGGGCCACUACACCACGUCCUUCGCCUACACACCAGCAGUUGGCUUCGCUCACGGUGAAGGAUCGGGGAUCAUUAACGGAGGGCCUGGCCUGCUGGGGUCAAACAUGGGGAACUACCCCUGGCUGGCCGACUCGUGGCCCACCCCAAACCUCACCCAGAAAGGCAAAGCCUCGGGCAAACUGGACUCGGACAGAUUUUACAACACAGCUGGCAUCGCCCACUACCCGGCCCACUCAGAGAAGCACAGCACGGCGUCGAACGACAGCCCCAUCUACAGCACCAUCAACACGGCGGCUGAGGACGACCUGCUGGCCUACUAUGACACGUACUCCAAUGCCUCCUACAAACAGGGGCCCGACCCGUACAGCAGCAACCCCGUACUGUCAAACGGUGGACUUGUGGGUUUGGACCAGGACCUGGACCGGUGGACCAUCCAGUCUGGUCAUUCAGGCUCCGAAUACGCCAAGCUCCAGUAUAAGAAGAGCAACGAGAAACUGGAAGCGCAGAGAUCUACUGGAUCCUCGCCCAAGUCCUCUCCUCUCACCUGGGUGGAUGUUCUGUCACUGCCUCUUCCUGCCAACAUGGACAGAGGUCACAUAAAGACCAACAAAGAAGAAGAGCAACACAGCUCCGAGGAGGAGGAGGAGGAUGACUGGUGUCCUCCGCUGCCUGCCAGAACCUACCUGAUGGACACGUCCAAGGAGGAAAUCUCCAGCCUGCCCCGCAAACCAGACGAUGUGUCCUACGCAGCCACGCUAAUGUCGUCCCCCCAGCGGGGCACGCACAACCCCAGCGACAGCCCGCGGCUGCAGCACUUUGACCUCCUGGCCCGUCACCACUCAGGCACCCAGUCCAACCCAGACCUGUUCGGCAACUUCAAGGCCCGGGAUGCCAGCAAAGCCCGCCACGGCAACCAAUGGGCGGACGAUUUCAAGGAGGAGAGUCCCAAAGAAGGACGAUCUCCAGCUCAGGAGCCUGAUUUGAGCCCUGCGGCCCAGGCACACAGAGCCAGGACUAAAAAAAGAGUUCCCAAGGAUGGACCACUGAGACGAGACCUACAGAGCCAAGCAGGGCUCCCGCCCCCACCAGCGCCGCCCCCAGCAGACAACUCCCUGCAGCUCUUGGCCGACGUUCUGGGCCGCGGCCGAGCAGAGGGCGAGAUGAAGGAGGGGAGCGACUCCACUCUUCAGACGAGAGGGGAAAAUUUCUCACCCCAGAGGAGGGGACCUACGAAGUGGAUAUCACAGGAGGAGAAUGUAAUCCCGUACAGACAGCCCAACUUCCAGCCCAGCGUCCAGAUGUCAGGCUACGGGUCUCUGGGUGGACGGAUCUUUCCGCGACCCUCGGGUGCCGGCGGAGGGAGGAAUGAGAGCCUCAUGUAGACAGGCGCUGAUUACGUGACAUGACAUCCGUCCUCCUUUCUACACCAUUUCCUGUAUUUUGCGAGCCAUCAACCUGUCGCCACUGUCUCUUUUGAAAAACUCAAAAUAAAAAGGGAAAAUGUCAAGGUUUGCCAUCUGCCUUUUCACAAACUCUUAUUAUUUUCAAUUAUUUUAACAACUUAAUAUUUAUUUUUGCCCCCCUUCCCCUUUCUGUGUAAAUAGACAUCUUUCAAAAUUUUUUAAAGACAUAAUCAGAUAUAUUACUAAAAACGCAUCUGGGGAAGAUAUGUUAAAGUAUUUUUCGGCAACGGGCAGUACAUGUAAUCUAUUACAGUGUUGUACAGCAGAUUAUUGAAUGUAACUUUAUUCUGGAAAAUCAAACCAUGCCGACGUGUGUGUUUGAUAAAAGAGUGGAUAAAAAAUUAAACUGCGUUAAUAAUCCAUUGCGUGUGUGUGUGUGUGUGUGUGUGUGUGUGUGUGUGUGUGUGUGUGUGUGUGUGUGUGUGUGUGUGUGUGUGUGUGUGUGUGUGUGUGUGUGUGUGUGUGUGUGUGCGCGCCUGUCAGUGCAUGUGUGUAGUGUUUCCGUGUCUUACUGUUUUCUCUCUCAUCAGUGAGUGGUGACUGUGUACUGUGCUAAUCCUGUAGGUCACCAGUGUGUUGUCAAGAUUUUUAAAAUGACCAGUAAAACAUUUGUUACAAAAAUG